Messenger RNA from Hypomesus transpacificus, 2075 nucleotides. Its product is annotated as voltage-dependent calcium channel gamma-1 subunit-like. Bases 297 to 980 code for a protein of 227 amino acids. Gene Ontology annotation, molecular function: voltage-gated calcium channel activity; calcium channel regulator activity. The transcript has 4 exons. Gene Ontology annotation, cellular component: L-type voltage-gated calcium channel complex; membrane. NCBI's taxonomy places the organism in Eukaryota, Metazoa, Chordata, Actinopteri, Osmeriformes, Osmeridae. The record is from RefSeq and is a predicted model, not a curated record. Gene Ontology annotation, biological process: calcium ion transmembrane transport; regulation of calcium ion transmembrane transport via high voltage-gated calcium channel.
CCAUGCAGUCGGUGAGGAGAGGGGAGUUAAAACUAGGGCACAGACGACUGGCCUCCUUCUUUCCCCUGAAACCAGAGGCACAGUUCCAUCCGAGAGACAGAGAAGAGAGCGCAGGCUGAGGUGGAGACAGACAAGACCACUGUUUGGGGAUUUUUGUCUGUGAGAAGACCGUUUUUGGGCGUGCGCGCGAAGCAAAGGGACCUUGGGCGCUUUCCGUUUCGGUUCGUUUUCCCCCCCCCGCCAAAAGGAAGGAAACCCCUUCAGAUCCACGUUUUUCAUUCGCACCCGUCGCAGUCAUGCUCAAGCGCACAAAGGUGAAGAUCGCCAUCUUUGUGCUGGUGGUGGGGAUGGCCUCCAUGUUCACGGCGGUGGUGACGGACCACUGGGCGGUGCUGAGUCCCAAAGUGGAGAGCGUCAACACCACCUGCGAGGCGGCCCACUUUGGCCUGUGGAGGCUUUGUAAGAAGCUCAUCUACAUGAGCGAGGAGAACUACAAGGGGAAGGGCUGCGGACCGAUCAGUCUUCCUGGAGUGGAGAACUGUACAUACUUCAAACAUUUCACCCCAGGAGAAGAGGCUGAGAUUUUUGAAGUCAAAACCCAGAAAGAGUACAACAUCUCUGCAGCCGCAAUCUCCAUCUUCAGCCUGGCCUUCAUGAUCCUGGGGACGUUGUGUCUGGUGGGGUCGUUCAUGGGCAAAGGGCGAGACUACCUCCUCAAGCCUGCUGGGAUGUUCUUUGCAUUUGCAGGACUCUGCUCCAUCAUCUCGGUGGAGGUGAUGCGUCAGUCCGUCAAGCGCAUGAUUGAGAGUGAGGACACCAUCUGGAUCGAGUACUCCUACGCCUGGUCUUUCGCGUGUGCCUGUGCUGGCUUUGUCCUCCUCUUCCUCACCGGCAUCGCCCUUCUCCUCCUCUCGAUGCCCCAUAUGCCUCAGAACCCCUGGGAGACCUGCAUGGACGCCGAACCAGAACAGGUGGAGUGACGGAAGAGGAAGGACGCAAGGGAAGAGCAACGCUUUUUUCGAGGAGCGACAUGAACGUCGAUAUUUUUACAAGUCACAUCCACUAAAGGUUAGGCAAAUGAGUUGGAAAGCUCUUAUGGUUCAGGGUCACCACUCGAAUGUUAUCAUGUACAAGCACCUGCUCACAAUUUUUUCUUGAUGAGAUUAAAAGUAAGGAACUUAAGAUGUCACUAUUGACAUAAGUUUGAUUACAAAAAAAAUCUUCAGUGUUCUGUACAUUUCUAAUAAUCAACAUCAUUUUAAACUGACCACUCUUAAGUGGACUCUUCACUUUGAGUAAGAUCAUGCAUGGGUGUCAUAAUGAGAUGUCCAUCCCAACCAAUGGGCUGUGUGGUAGGAGAUGAAGAAGACAGUGCAGGCUUGUUUGUAUGGUGUGUGCCCCCCAAAGCCUAUCCAGAAUGUUAAAUACUCCUUCUGUCUAAACCAUUGAGUGCCAUGCUGGAAAGGGUUCAGUUCUAGCAGGUGCACACACAAUCCAGUUCAAAGGAUUUCUUAGAAUUUUGGUGGCUUCAUGUGUUAUGGGGUAACCAAAGAAGUACUGAAAGUUCAUCGCUUAGAUGACUUAUUCUGUUUCAAUGUUUCAAUCACUCAAGAACCUUUCAGUGUUGGAUUGUGUGUGCCUGCAAUUUAACAGUAGAGCUUUCAUCACCUGAAAUAACCCACUGCAAUUAUUUUUCUCAAAAUUCUUACUGUGAUAAAAUGUAUGAGGUUGUUAUGUCUACAGUAUGGAUAACUUUAACAUCCUUGUCUUUUCAAGAUUGUAUCACCUCAGAUUACAUACACUGGAUGUCAAUAACGACUGAAUGUAUACCAUUCUAACUAGGUGUCUAUGGAUAUACAACAUGGAAAAUGGAUGUAAUUACCCUUUGGGUACAUUUAUAUGUUAUAAUCUACAACUUUUUUGUAUUUCUUAGAACUAUUAGUCUAGGAAUCUUUUGAUAUAUUGAAAUGUACAUUGCUUACAUUUAAAAUUAACCUCACAAGUUCUUAUGCCCCUUUCCUCAUGUGAUUUGAAAUGGAACUGAUAAGGUGAAUAAAAGAGUUUUGUCAAUGUGA